Teleopsis dalmanni is the source of this 914-nucleotide messenger RNA. RefSeq lists its product as uncharacterized. The transcript is spliced from 3 exons. Gene Ontology annotation, biological process: positive regulation of voltage-gated potassium channel activity; sleep; regulation of synaptic transmission, cholinergic. Lineage: Eukaryota; Metazoa; Arthropoda; Insecta; Diptera; Diopsidae. The record is from RefSeq and is a predicted model, not a curated record. The coding region runs from base 130 to 615 and encodes 161 amino acids.
GUAAUAAUUUAAGGCGUUGUUAGUUGAGUUCGUGUGUGUAAUUUGUUAUUAUUAAGUUCUUCUUAACUAUAGUUAAAAUAAUAACAAAAUUAAAUUAUAAUUAUUAAAUUAUAAAAUUUUUACAAAACCAUGAUGCUAAUUAAAUAUUUCCUUAUUACUUUUGUAUUUGUAUUAGCAAUACAUAAAGGUGCUGCGAUUUGGUGUUAUCGUUGUACUUCAGCAACGCCUGGUUGUGGAGAUAAUUUUAAUUGGAGAGGUAUUGGUUUUUUAGGGGAAUCAUGUCCGGAAGAUAAUGACAUAUGUGUAAAAGUAGUGGAACGACGUGGAGCUAAAGAAACAAUUACAAGAGAUUGUCUUAGUGCUCUUAAGUUUCGUACGGACAUACCAGCAGACAAGUAUGAAGGUUGUCGCCCUGCUGCGAAAGACCUACAUCUAGCACACUACGUCAACCAUACCAUCAAAGAACAUGACGUAAAACGAGACUUCUUCUCGCAUGUCACUUUCUGUUUUUGUUUUCUGGACCAUCGCUGUAAUGGCGCACAAUCAUUGGUAAGAUCGAGUAAAAUAGUGAUAUUAGCUAUUGUGAUUUUAACUUGUAUCAAAAGAUUCUUUUAACCUUUUAAAUAAUUUGUUAAACAGAGUGCCUUGUAAUUUAUAAAGCGUAGAGUAAUUUUUUUACAAUGUUCAAAAAAUUUAAAAAGCAUGUAAUGUGUCUUGUAAUAUGUAUGUUAUAAUUAUAAACGAUAUCUGUGCAGCUUUUACUAAGUUUUCCACUUAUACAUCUUAGAGAUGAUAACAUAGUGUUUCCAACCAAAGCUUCAAAAAGCGUUGAACUUGUGUUCAUACUUAAAAAAAAUUAGAAAAUUAUAUAAAGAUUUGAUAUUCAAUACAAAAAAAUGUAACUAUUUAUAAAA